Messenger RNA from Trichoderma harzianum CBS 226.95, 4209 nucleotides. RefSeq lists its product as hypothetical. Gene Ontology annotation, molecular function: protein binding. Lineage: Eukaryota; Fungi; Ascomycota; Sordariomycetes; Hypocreales; Hypocreaceae. Bases 1 to 4209 code for a protein of 1402 amino acids. The transcript is spliced from 3 exons. The record is from RefSeq and is a predicted model, not a curated record.
AUGAGACAUAUAUUCAUGAAGAAGCUAGUGGAAGAAGGUCUAGCGAAGAUUUCAACGCCGUCGAAGAUUACGAAAGGAGUGGGCGACGUUGCCCAGUUCAUCAUCUCAGCCAAAGGGUUAAUCGACGCAGCUAUCCAAAACAUACCGCAGGCUGCGCUACCAUGGGCUGGUAUUUGUAUUGGACUGCAGAUCCUUUUGAAUCCUACAAAAGCGACAAAAUCUAAUCUUUCUGGCAUCGUAUACGUUAUCUCUAGAAUGGACUGGUAUUGUGCCCUCACAGAACAUCUUCUGAGUGAAGAUUGCUUCAACGAGCCUCUUAAAAUGAUUCUGCCCCAGUUGGAGACGAAGGUCCUCGCGCUCUACAAGGCCCUUCUCCUGUAUCAGAUGAAAAGUGUAUGCUCUUACUACCGGCAGCAGGGCCUUGUCUUUCUCCGCAGCCUUGUGAGUUGGGAUGAUUGGGAUAACGAUCUGAAGACCGUUGAAGAUGCGGAAAUUACUCUUCAGAAGGAUUCAGAUCAGUACAACAAGCUCCAUGCGAAGAGCGCCCUAGCGCAACUUGUCGAGCGUGCCAAGAGCAUGGAAGAAUUGCUUGGAGACAUACAUCAGACUCUUCGAAAAUUCUUGACCUUCCAAAAGGAACUGCAGCUUGAUGAAAUUGACAGAAAAUGCUGCUGGGAUCUUCGAGUUGUCGAUCCGAGAGACGAUAUGAAGAAGAUUGAGAAUAAAAAAGACGCUCUACUCCCCGAAGCAUACGAAUGGGUACUUGGCACAGAGCAGUAUGCGCGCUUCAUGCAGUGGAAUGAUCAACCUGACCACAACUCAUGCCAACUGUUAUGGAUAAAGGGAUAUGCUGGCACAGGAAAGACGAUGCUCUUACUGGGGAUUAUUCGCAGCGUUGAGGAGCGGCAAGAUUUCUGUGCCCCGGGCUUAUCUUGCUUCUUUAUUCAAGGGACAGAUGUAUCGUUGAAUAGCGCAACCGCCGCUCUCCGGUCUUUAGUCUGGAUGCUCGUAGUUGAGCAGCCGCAUCUUAUCUCACAUCUGCGAGAGAAGUAUAUGAACUCUGGCGCCGCUCUUUUCACAGACCAGAAUGCUUUUUUUGCACUCUCUGAAGCAUUUCUGAAAAUGUUAGAUAAUCCUGAAUUGUCGCCAGUCAUUCUUGUGGUCGAUGCCCUUGAUGAGUGCGAUAGGGCGAAGCCGGGGUUGGAUGAAUUAAUUGACCUCAUUUCAGAAUCCCUCAGACGCUCUGACAAAGUGAAGUGGCUACUCUCUAGCCAGCCUGAGAUUGAUGUUCUCUCCAGGCUCAAGAGUUUAACUGGAGAUUUACGGAACAUUUCAGAGAACCUAGUUGAACUAGAUGCGCAACGUCUAGCACGCCCCGUUGAUGCAUACAUCGACCACAAGCUCACGGCCCUUAGGGGUAGAGACGGGUACGACGCAAGCAUUUUGGCUGAGAUCUCCAAGGAAGUUCGCCAACGGGCUAUGAACACGUUUCUUUGGGUAUCACUUGCAUUUCAGCAUAUCAAAGGCGUCCAUGGGGGGUAUGCUGUCCAGGACAUCAAAGCCAUGCCUCCGGGAUUGUUAGAGCUAUACGACCAUAUGAUGACCAGGAUUGAGAGUGGGGAGAAGAUAAAGCCCCAGGAUUGCAAAAAAAUCUUGAUGUGCACUGUUCUUGCGUUCCGUCCCAUCUCUCUCUCUGAAUUAGCCGCUCUGUCCGACCUGUCACGCAAUAUAACGGAGACGGCUAUUAAGGAAUGCGGCUCAUUUCUGACAACUAGGGAGGGAACAGUGUACCUGAUCCACCAGUCUGCCAAGGAUUAUUUAUACGACAACUUCAACCGCCGGCUUCAAUCGUCCGGAACUGCCCAAGGGCAUGUAGACAUCGGCCAACGCUCAAUUAGCGCAAUGGCUAAGGUUCUGAAACAAAACAUGUAUGACCUCGAUAACGGUUUCACACCAGAAAAUCUCGAACCCCCACAGCGGGAUCGUCUAGCUUCGAUAUGGUAUUCCUGUCUCUUCUGGGCCGACCAUUUCGUCGCUGGAACUAGCGAAAACCCUGAGGGCAAGAGCGCGUUGGCGGACGAUGGAGAAGUAAUUGGGUUUCUGAGAGAGAAACUCCUACAAUGGCUCGAAUAUCUAUCCGUACCGGAAAGACUCUCGGAUGGGCUAUAUUCGAUCAGAAAACUUUUACAUGUUACGCAGAAAUCUUCUCAGUUGGCUCGAUUCCUAAAUGACAUCGAAGCAUUUAUCCAAAGUCACGGGUCAAUCAUAGAACGAGCUCCUCUCCAGAUAUAUGCAUCCGCACUAGUAUUCAGCCCAAUGACAAGUGAGGUCAGGGCCACGCAGUGGAAGUAUAGGCUGCCAUUCAUCCAGACUGUAGCAGGAAUUAUAACACAUUGGGAUACGAACCGCCAGACACUCGAGGGACAUGGCUACCCGGUUAGAUCUGUGGCCUUCUCUCCUAAUGGUAAGACGCUAGCCUCAGCGUCAUACGACAAGACUCUCCGGUUGUGGGAUGCAGCCACGGGAAGCUACCAACAGACGCUCAAUGGACAUUCUAAGGGUAUAAUAUUCAUAACUUUCUCGCCCGAUGGCAGAACAUUAGCCUCAGCAUCAGACGAUACCACAAUCCGGCUCUGGGACGUAGCAACGGGGAGCCACCAAACCUUCAGGGGACAUAGCGAUUGCGUUGAAUCUGUAGCCUUCUCUCCUGACGGCAAGACGCUAGCCUCGGCGUCAGACGACAAGACUAUCAAGCUCUGGGACACAGCUACAGGAAGCCACAAAAUAUUUAGGAAGCAUAGUAAUUAUCUUAUUUUGUCUCUGGCUUUCUCACCCGACGGUAAAACGUUGGCCUUAGCAUUAGACGAUAAGAUUAUUCGACUCUGGGAUAUAGCCACAGGGAGCCAUUAUACUCUCCAAGGACCUGACAAUCGUGUAAGGUCUGUCGCUUUUUCGCCCGAUGGUAAAAUAUUGGCCUCGGCAUCAGGCAAUAACGUCCAGCUCUGGGAUAUGGCUGCAGGAGGCCACGAAACGCUCAAGGGGCACGAUGACUGGGUUAAUUCUGUGGUUUUUUCACCCAAUAGCGAAACUUUGGCCUCGGCAUCAGAUGAGGAAACUAUCCGGAUCUGGGAUAUAACUGCAAAGAGUUGUCUACAUAUACUCAAGGGACAUACCCAUCAUGUCAAUUCUGCAGUUUUUUCACCUGAUGGCAAAAUGCUGGCCUCGGCAUCAGAUGACACCACUGUACGGCUAUGGGAUAUAACUGCAAAUAGUUACCUACAUACACAUGAGGCACACAGCGAUUGGAUUUUAUCUGUGGCCUUUUCACCUAACCGUAAAAUACUAGCGUCAGCAGCAAAAGAUAAAACAAUUCGGCUUUGGGAUAGGGCUACAUGGAGUCACCUACAUACACUUAAGCGAGAUAGCAACUGGGCCAGGUCUAUGACUUUUUCAGCCGACGGUAAAACACUAGCCUCAGUAUCAGAUAAACAAACUAUCUGGCUCUGGGAUACAGCUACCGGAAGCCACCUACGCACAAUUAAGGGACUUGGCGAAUAUGUUUAUUCUAUAGCUUUUUCACCUGACACUAAGACGCUGGCCUUGGCUUCAGGAGAUUUCACUAUCUAUCUCUGGGACAUGGCCACAGAAAACCUCUUACGGCAACUUAAGGGGCAUUACAAACCAGUUGAAUCUGUGGCUUUUUCACCUGACGGCAAGAUACUAGCCUCCGCAUCAGACGAUAAAACUAUCCGGUUCUGGAAUACGGCUAAAGGGAGCCAUAUACAGACGCUUGAGGGACAUGGCCAGUGGGUUAGAUCUGUGGCCUUCUCUCCUGAUGGUAAGACGCUAGCCUCUGCAUCAGACGAUAGUACUAUCCGGCUCUGGGAUACAGUCACGGGCAAUCACCUACACACAUUUGAAGGAUAUAGGGUUGCGGCUGUAGGAUUUUCGCCCGACGGCAGAUACCUUAAGACGAAUUACGGAUCGCUCCGGUUAGCGCCUACAUCCAUCUUAUCCGAGCACUUUUCUACUGAGGGUUGUUCUGACCAUACUCUGUAUGUCGACGGGAAGUGGGUGACUAUAGAUGGCAAGAAAAGCCUCUGGCUUCCUACUAACUACAACUGUACUUCAGUAGCAGUAGAUGGAAAUAAGUUGGUACUGGGACAUGAAUCCGGCAGGUUAACGUUUUUGGAAGUAGAUUUUUCAUGA